Molecule: messenger RNA, 1845 nt
Organism: Phialemonium atrogriseum
Lineage: Eukaryota; Fungi; Ascomycota; Sordariomycetes; Cephalothecales; Cephalothecaceae
Product: putative nonspecific lipid-transfer mitochondrial precursor protein
Exons: 2
Coding region: 159-1535 (458 amino acids)
Molecular function (GO): acyltransferase activity, transferring groups other than amino-acyl groups
Source: RefSeq, a predicted model, not a curated record
UAUUGUACAUGAAGGCAUUUGAGUUGUUUGUAACUCUGUGAACGAUUUCCAUCACACUCUCUCCACUUGUAUAAACCACGGUUCACCUCAGUGCUGUUGCAUUCUAAAUCCCUUUCUAAUAUUGAUCCCCGUUCCUCCCUUGGCCACACUCAUCCACCAUGGCACCCGCUCAGAAGCAACCAUGCUACGUGCUCGGCGUGGGCAUGACCAAGUUCAUCAAGCCGAGAGGGAAGGUUGACUACACAGAAUUGGGGUUUGAGGCCGGCGUCAAGGCGAUGCUUGAUGCUCAAAUCACAUAUGACGAUGUCGAGCAAGGAGUGGCAUGCUACUGCUACGGCGACUCGACUUGCGGCCAGCGAGUCUUCUACCAGUUCGGCAUGACCCAGAUCCCCAUCUACAACGUCAACAACAACUGCUCGACUGGUUCGACAGGGCUGCAGAUGGCGCGGAACACCAUUUCCUAUGGCGGCGCCGACUGCAUCCUGGUAGUCGGGUUUGAGAAGAUGAUGCGAGGUAGUCUACAGACCUUCUUCAAUGAUCGAGAGAACCCUACCGGAACGACGGGCAAGAUGAUGGCCGAGACGAGAGGUAUCACAAACUCCCCCGCCGCUGCUCAGAUGUUUGGCAAUGCCGGCCGCGAGUACAUGGAGAAGUACGGGGCCAAGGCAGAAGACUUUGCCGAGAUUGCGCGGAUCAACCACGCGCACUCGGUCAAGAACCCGUACUCGCAGUUCCACGACGUCUACUCGCUGGAGCAGAUCCUCCAGUCGACCAUGAUCCACGAGCCGCUCACCAAGCUGCAGUGCUGCCCGACGUCGGACGGCGGCGCGGCGGCGGUGCUGGUCUCGCAGGCCUUCCUGGACGCGCGCCCUCACCUCAAGGACCAGGCCGUGCUGAUCGCUGGCCAGUGCCUGGCGACGGACGCCCCGAGCCUGUUCUCCCGCAGCGCCAUCGACCUGAUGGGCUACGAGAUGACACAGCGGGCGGCCCAGACGGCCAUGACCGAGGCGGGCCUCACGCCGCGCGACUUCCAGGUGUGUGAGCUGCACGACUGCUUCAGCGCCAACGAGAUGGUGGUCAUCGACGCGCUGGGCCUGAGCGAGAAGGGCAAGGCGCACGAGAUGGUGCGCAAGGGCGACAUUACGUACGGCGGCAAGGUAGUCAUCAACCCCUCGGGCGGCCUCAUCUCAAAGGGCCACCCGCUCGGCGCCACGGGCAUCGCCCAGUGUGCCGAGCUGGUCUGGCACCUGCGCGGCUGGGCCAACAACCGCGCCGUGCCGCACACCAAGUGGGCCCUGCAGCACAACCUCGGCCUCGGCGGUGCCGCCGUCGUCACCGUGUACGGGCGGGCCGACGGGAAGGAGGCGCCGACGGUGGACUCGGCCGCUGUGGGCAGGGCCAACCGGCUCGGGUACAACCCGGCAGUCGAGGCAAAGGGCUUCACGCUCGCCCAGGCGAAUGCCGUGAGGAGUAAGGAUAAGGUCAGCGACUGGGCCCUGCAGGAUACGAUGGACAAGGUUCAGGCCCGGUUUUGAGAUACGCCGGCGGACAAGGACUAGGUUUGUUGGGAUGUGUUUGGCUGGGUAAUGGCAUGCCUAUUUCUAUGUAUUGUUUUAGCACCACAACACAGAUAUCAAGUGACGGAUGGACCCUGGAGUGAUCGUGUUCCGAAAGCCUAGUUGGUCCCCUUCUUUGGAUCCCGGAAUUGGGGCUUACCGCUUCUUGCGGAACAGAUCUGCCUGAAUGGGGAUCACGCGAGCAUUGGCGGCAUUCGGAAUUAAUGUUGCCAAUGGCCCCUACCAACUUUGUUCAAUGCUUGGGGAUGUUGGGGAGUCUUCUUUCUGG